Bradysia coprophila is the source of this 1658-nucleotide messenger RNA. RefSeq names its product activator of 90 kDa heat shock protein ATPase homolog 1. Gene Ontology annotation, molecular function: protein-folding chaperone binding; ATPase activator activity. NCBI's taxonomy places the organism in Eukaryota, Metazoa, Arthropoda, Insecta, Diptera, Sciaridae. Gene Ontology annotation, biological process: positive regulation of ATP-dependent activity; protein folding. The record is from RefSeq and is a predicted model, not a curated record. Gene Ontology annotation, cellular component: cytosol.
ACACCAUAUGCCAAUAUUGCCAUUCGGAUUUUUUUACUGUACCGCUGCCUUCAUUAAGUAAAAUCGAAUCAAGUAGAAAAGUCGAGAAAGAAUUUACCGAGAACGUAUAACAACAAUCAUUCAGUCGAACAUCCAACAAAUUUCUGUAGAAUCGGUCAUUCCAAAAGUGUGUUUAUCGAAAUUUGUGGCUGUUCCCAUCAUUUUCUGUGAUUGAAUUCAUUUUUUCCGUUUGGUGUGCAAACCUACAAAAACAUAUAGACAAAAAAAAUGGCUAAAUGGGGCGAAGGUGAUCCGAGAUGGAUUGUGGAAGAGCGACCCGAUGCAACGAAUGUGAACAACUGGCAUUGGACAGAAAAGAACGCAACACCCUGGUCGAAGGAUCGAAUACGAAAACUGCUCACCGAUUUCGAAAUCAAAGAUAACAACAUCGAAUGUAAAAUUACCGAAAUAGAAAAGGUUGAUGGUGAGGCUACCGCAAACAAUCGAAAAGGAAAGCUAAUUUUCUUCUACGAAUGGAACGUUUCGUUGAAAUGGAAUGGCUAUCUACCGGGUCAAGAAAAGCCAUGCGAGGGAAAGAUCAUCAUACCGAAUUUGUCCGAAGAAAAUGAUCUGGACGAUGUCCAAAUAGACAUAACCAUGAACGAAUCGACCGACGAGUCUCAUAAAUUAAAGCAAUUUAUGUACAACGUUGGCCGUGACCACAUUCGGAAACAACUUGGUAUUUAUCUGAAAGAACUAAGAGAGGAAUUCUCCAAAGGACUUAUCUUACCCAAAAAGGAUGACAUAAUCAAUCAGAAUAAUACAUUGAAAUCGGAUGGUGUGGCUAACAUGAGCAAUGCAUUCAAUAAGAAAAUCAAUAUGCAACCCAUCGUCUCCACCGACAAUAAAUCUUUGGGAUGCAAAAUAGCAGUUACUACAAUCGCCGUGUCUGAAAAUUUCCAAUGCCGAUCGAAUGAAAUUUACGAUGCAUGGACGAAACAAGAAAUGGUUUGUGCGUUUACGCGCGGACCGUGCAAAUUGGAAGCGAAAAAGGGGGGAAUUUUCGAACUGUUCGGCGGUAACAUCACCGGGAAAUUCGAAGAACUUAUACCGAACAAAAAAAUUGUGCAGUCUUGGCGGUAUAGUCAAUGGCCUUCCGGACAUUUUUCGAAUGUGGUCAUAGAAUUCGACGAAAAGGGUGAUCACACUGAAGUUAAAAUUACUCAAUCUGGUGUCCCGGAGAGUGAGAAAGACGCAACGCUGAAAAAUUGGAGAGGUUAUUACAUCAAUAGCAUCAAACAAACGUUUGGUUUCGGAAACUUUUUAAUGUGAACGCCAGCUCUGAGUGGUUUGUCUUUUCUUUUCUUCUCUUUUUUUUUCAUCAUCGAACCUCGAACAUUUAGUUAAAGAUCGCGUUAGACAAUUUUUACUCUUUCUUUUGAUGGAGUACCGCCUAAGUAUUCUUUUACCUGGCAUAGAUAGCUUCGAUUGGCUUUUACAUUAUUUAUUUUGUACCAAUAUCGCAACGAGAAAUUACUUACAAGAAGAAUAUGGAAAUGUCUUGAAAUUACGGAAAUGUAAUUGGCAGAGACCGUUUUUUGGAUUCUUUUUAAUGUCCAAUUUGUAUGAAAUUUAUAAUUUGAAUAAAAUAAAUUGAACAUUGGUUCGUGAUGAAUACA